AGCAAAGUAAAAGUCAAAAUUAUCGUUUCACUCAAUAUCAUAAAAUAGCUUUCAAUAUUAAUAAUAAAUAUAUAUAUAUAUGAUUUAGUGUUUGAUUAAAAUACCACGACUAUAAUAAGAAGGCAGCUAGACAUUCAUGAAUAAUGUAGGAGAAUGAAAAGUAAUUAUUAUUAUUUUGAUGCUUUUCACGGCAAGAUGAAGCUACCAAUAACCAUCAGGAUGGAAACGAGUGAAAAUGGUUCGAUGCCUAAAUCAUGGACACAUCAUGUAAAGAUAGAUAAUUCUUCAACAUUCAAAAGUGGCUUCAAAUCGAAACCCCCAAAGGAUGAUUAUUCGAGCACCGGAGGAUUAUGUUAUGGUUCGAGACCUUCUUCUCUUCUCAUGCAAAACCCGCAAACAAUGAAGAUAACCAGAAUAUUUCGAGGAGUAUACCUACUUUUUAUAGCAAUUAGGGCAAGUACAACAUUGGGAUUUUAUGAAGGAGAGAAAAUUAUAUCCCAACAUUUAAAGUUGGAGGAGCUUUCUGAACGAUUACGUUGUUUUUGCUCUCGCUGGCCUCCUAAUUUUGAGUUUGACAAGGAUAAAUGUAUCCAAUUAUGGGUUGCACAAGGAUUUUUUGAUUUUGAGUUUGGGCGGAGAAUAGAGGUUGUGGCGAAUGAGUAUUUCAAGGACAUGGUUAAUAAGGAUUUCAUAGUGCAAUCUGGAUUUGACAUUGCGAAAGAAAGGAUGAUGUACAAAGCUGUGUCCUCGGAUUCAUUAUUGAGGUCGUCGUCAUGGGUGCAGGAAGAUGAAUUGACUAGCAUCACGAAUGAGGUUCAACAUUUGUUCUUAAUCACUCAAAAAAAAGGAGGAGACUGCUUUAAAACUCUGGUAAAACUGCGCCAGCUGCGCACUCUGAUAUUGUCCAAUCAUAAUGGUAAUUCCAUCAAGUAUAUACCUUAUGGCUUCAAGCUGCCACACUUGAGAAUUUUGGAUUUGCGUGGAACUAGGAUAUUCUCAUUACCUGAAUCUAUCGGUGAUAUUCUAUCUCUGCGUUAUCUUGAUGUCUCAGGGACACGUAUACUGUGCCUUCCUGAAACUAUAGGUAAUCUUCGGUAUUUACAAAUACUAAAGCUGCAGCGUUGUUGUAAUUUCUAUGAAUUGCCCAAAUGCACCAACAAGUUGAUUAAUUUGCGCCAUUUGGAUCUUGACAUUGUUUGCCAACUAACUUCAAUGCCAGUUGGAAUGGGCAAUCUUACCAGCCUUCAGACACUAAAAGGGUUCAUUGUUGGCAAGGAUGAAGGGUAUCGUGUGGGAGAGUUGAAGCAUCUCAAUGAUCUUAAUGGGUCACUUUGGAUUUCAAGACUUGAUUUGAUAUCAAGUGUCGAGGAGGCUAGAGAAGUUGAGAUGUACAAGAAACGUCUUACUAAGUUGGAUUUGACAUGGGAACAAAAUACAGUUAAUAAUUUCGACUUAGUUGAGGAUAUAUUGGAAUGUCUUGAGCCCCAUUUGAGCCUCAAAGAGUUGACAGUAUCUUACUACUGUGGCUCUAGAUUUCCUACAUGGAUGUCAUGUUUGCCCAACAUUUUGAGCAUCACUCUCCGCGUAUCUACAAAUUGUAGCUAUUUGCCAUCUCUUGGAGGUCUACAAUCACUCAAGAGUCUUAAAAUUUAUGAGAUGCAUGAGGUAAGGUGGAUCGAUCAUCAUUUUUGCAGAUAUUGGGGGAGCCAAACAGGAGGAGGAGCUGCAUUUCCAAAGCUUGAAAAACUAACAAUGGUUGGAAUGCCAAAACUUGAAAGUUGGACAGGCGUGGAGGAUGGGGAUUUUCCAUGUCUCCUUGAGUUAACCGCGAGCACUUGUCCUAAACUUGUUGAAAUUCCUAUGAUUUCGAGUUUUACCACUCUCAACACCUUGUCAAUUUUGAUGUGUCGUGAGCUUCAAUCACUUUCUAAGGGAAAACUUCCAUCAAAGCUACAACAUUUUGAGAUAUCAAAUUGCCCUCUAGUAACGAAACGCUGCCUCAAACCUCAAGGUGAAGAUUGGUUUAAGAUUAAACACAUACCUUCAAUCUAUAUUGACGGUUAUGAUGUGACUCCAAAACCUAAAUAUGGAUCAAGAUUGCUUAGUUAAUGUCUAUUGCUUUGUCAUUAUGAACUUCUCUUGAUUGUUUUAUAGUAUUGCAAAAACUUUGUGCAAA
Solanum lycopersicum (tomato) is the source of this 2176-nucleotide messenger RNA. RefSeq names its product putative disease resistance protein RGA3. The record is from RefSeq and is a predicted model, not a curated record. Gene Ontology annotation, molecular function: protein binding. Lineage: Eukaryota; Viridiplantae; Streptophyta; Magnoliopsida; Solanales; Solanaceae.